AUGUACCUGUUCAAAACCCAGCUUCAAUCAAAGUCUCACAAACCCCUCACAAUACCUAGGAAAAGAAACUACCCUCACUCGAACAAACAUUACAGCAUAUUCCAUACCCCGAAUCUCGCGACUGCAGGUUAUCAUCCACUUACAGACCUUCCUAUACCAAGUCCCUCAAGCCUAACUGCACCAUGGGCCUUUGCAUGUCUUUCCCACGUCAUCGUCGCUUCGCGCCAGUGGGUGUGGGGGCAUUCGGACCGCCACCCCGGCGGCAUCAUCACAAUGGAGGAAUGGGAAUGGGAGGUGGAUGGGGCGGACCCCCAGGCCCAGGAUUCGGUGGUCGCCGACCAGGCUUUGGCCCGGGAGGUGGCUUUGGGCCUCCAAGAGGUGGACGACGAGGUCGACGCUGCUAAAACUUAG
Penicillium longicatenatum is the source of this 411-nucleotide messenger RNA. RefSeq lists its product as uncharacterized. The transcript has a single exon. Bases 1 to 411 code for a protein of 136 amino acids. NCBI's taxonomy places the organism in Eukaryota, Fungi, Ascomycota, Eurotiomycetes, Eurotiales, Aspergillaceae. The record is from RefSeq and is a predicted model, not a curated record.